Molecule: messenger RNA, 219 nt
Organism: Plasmopara halstedii
Lineage: Eukaryota; Oomycota; Peronosporomycetes; Peronosporales; Peronosporaceae
Exons: 3
Coding region: 1-219 (72 amino acids)
Biological process (GO): mitochondrial respiratory chain complex II assembly
Cellular component (GO): mitochondrion
Source: RefSeq, a predicted model, not a curated record
AUGCCGACAUACUCAGGUCUACAGCGUCAGGUUCUGGCCUUAUACAAAAAGUCAAUGCAGGCAGCUAAGCACAAGGAUCACGAAACGCUGUGCUACGUACGCGAUCGUUUUCGUGAGGAUGUUAAGAAGGUAGAACGCAAGGACUUUGUCGUAAUUGAAUAUAUGCUUCGCAAAGGGGAGCGUGAUCUCAAGUUGUUGGACAAGAUGCAAGGAAAUUAA